Messenger RNA from Dichomitus squalens LYAD-421 SS1, 1146 nucleotides. RefSeq lists its product as uncharacterized. Bases 1 to 1146 code for a protein of 381 amino acids. Gene Ontology annotation, cellular component: cytoplasm; fungal-type vacuole membrane. The record is from RefSeq and is a predicted model, not a curated record. Lineage: Eukaryota; Fungi; Basidiomycota; Agaricomycetes; Polyporales; Polyporaceae. Gene Ontology annotation, biological process: autophagy; vesicle-mediated transport; endosomal vesicle fusion. The transcript has 7 exons.
AUGACAUCCGCCCCUCAGAGGCCGAUUGAUGUCCCUCCAUACCAACUACAACCUCUACUUUCCGACGUGGUGGAGAGUCUAACGGGACACACAGUGCACAUACGGUGCGCGCAAGCAAUUGGGUCGGAGAUCUACGUUGGCUGCGACAAUGGUGAACUACUGCGUUUCGCUCUCCAAGCCAGCAGCUCCGAGGCACCAGAUUCGUACACCCUGCUCUCUCGGCAGUCACUACCAAACGAGAAACCUAUUGAUCAGAUUGUGCUCGCCCCCAGCAUUUCUCGAGCACUGAUUCUUUCCGACCGUCAGAUCCACUUCUACACUCUGCCGGCGCUCGACGUAAUCUCGCCCAACCAAAUCAAGCCAAUACGCAACGUUGUCACGUUUGCUGUGGAUGAGCAACACCUGAAGAGGCCACCACAGUUCAUGAACGACAUUCCUGUCCCUGUGGAACCUAUCGAGUUUUGUGUCGUCAAGCGUAGUGCCAUCUCACUCUACAGUCUGCGUGAGCGACUAUUCUUCCAGAAGGAAAUUCCCCUACCCUCAGGAGGUUUUCUGGCGCGGCGCACUGGAAAGUACCUGUGUAUCGCCGACAAGGAAUACUACAACGUGAUCGAUUUAGUGCAAGCCUCCAUGGUUCCCCUGCUUCCUAUCUCGCAAGCGCCAGAUACGACGGUGGCCGUGAAGCCUUUGAUCACGGUCAUUACGGAGAAUGAGUUCCUCCUCCUGUCUUGGACGGGCGCCAGCACUAUAGGCGUAUUCAUCACCGGCGACGGUGAUCCGGUUCGCGGGACAAUCGAGUGGCCCAGCCAUCCCGAGGCGAUUUCACUCGACUACCCUUACUUGACGACUCUCAUGCCAAACGACACUAUCGAGAUCCACAGUAUCGAGACGCAGGGCAUCGUCCAGGUUAUUCCCGCUCCCUCUGAGGAGUCUGGGGAAAAUAGGAAGGCGCUCAUCGCGUGUCUGAAUGGGUUCUUCAUACCGUCUACGCAACGAUCAGAGAAGCUCCGGAAGACGCCCGUACGCUUGCUUGGCAGGAAACCAGCGAAGCAGGAGGAGGAGGAGGAAGAGGAAGGGGAGGAUGACUGGACAAAAGCUAGAGGGGAGCUCGACACUGUGCCUGAUAUCCCUGCUCUGGAUGCGUGA